This is a messenger RNA of Racocetra fulgida, 339 nucleotides long. Lineage: Eukaryota; Fungi; Glomeromycota; Glomeromycetes; Diversisporales; Gigasporaceae. The record is from the annotation of a GenBank genome assembly.
CAAGAAUUAUACAAACUGCUUAUCGAAAUUAUAAGAAAAAGCCUGAAUCAGAAUCCAAUAGAAUCUGGGAAGCAGUCAGAAAUGACGAUACUUCUGAGAACAAGAAGUUUUUAGGUAUAACUCCUCGAAAAAUAAGACUUCCUGAAACUUCUUAUGUUGGAUAUGGUGGGAGAACGAUUCUAGCUAAAGAUGUACCAGCAUAUACUCGAAAUUUACCUGAAAUGUUUUAUCGUUAUAGUCCUAAAAGUUGGGCAGAUGCUAAGAAAUAUCAAUUACAAAAAAGAUUAUAUAACCACAUUUUAAAUUUAUUAGGACAACAAGGAUACAGAGUAAUCAAUA